AUGGAAAGUAGAAGUAGUAGUGAAGACAAGAAGGAGAAAAAGAGAAAGCGAAGUAGAUCAUAAAAGAAGGACAAAAAAAAAUAAAAAAGUAAAAAAUCUAAGGAAAGAAAGUCUAAGGAGAGAAAAAGGUCAGAGAAAAAGAAAUCAAAUAAGAAAUCAGAGAAGAAGAAAAAAAAAGAGAAAGAGAGAGAAAAGGAGAAAGAAAAGGAUAAAGAGAAAGAGAAAGAUAAAGAGAAGGAUAAAGAGAAAGAUAAAGAGAAGGAUAAAGAAAAAGAGAAAGAGAAAGAUAAUAAUAAGAUUGAAACAUAAAAAUAAGGUGAGGAAGUAGAAACUAAAGAAGUAAUCAAAAUUUAUAUUUCACUUUAGCAAAGAAUUGCGAGAUUAAAAUAAGAAAGAAGAAAAAGAUCAAGAUCUAAUUCUGCCGUCAAACAUUAUUAAAAAUAAAUACUUGCCAACAAUCCUGUAGCUAAAUCAAGUAAUCAAAGUUUCUCUUAUCCCAUUUAGAUGCCCUAGGUUAUGAUAAAUAGGAUUGCUUUUGGGAUGGAUUUACUUGGGUACCUAAAACUAAUUUGCAUGAUAAAGUGAGAGAAGAUAAAGAAAAAGUAAUGUCAUUGACUAGUAGAAUGAGAAGAAUUUAAAUAUGCAAUAUACCGACAGGUUUAACUAAUCGAGAUCUUUAUGCUGAAUUGAGUAGAUUUAUGAAUAGAAAUUACUUAAAUGAUGUUGGUAAUGCUAAGCCUAUUUUGUAUUGUCACCUAAAUGAAAAAGAUCGAACAUGCACUCUAGAAUUAUCAUCUGUUGAAGAAUCAAAUCGAAUGCUUAAAUUAGAGGAUAUCAAGUUACUGGAUGAAUCAUGUAAAAUUUUAAGAUUAGGUGACAGUUUAUAUGGUAUAUUAUAAAUAAAUAUUUUAUGCAGGUUAAUCAGUAAAUCAAUCAUAAUUAGUUUAAUAAGCUCAUAAUAUGGCCUAAGCAUAAGCAGCCGCAUAUCUUGCUUUAAAAUCCCUAGGCUAUGCCAGAGGAUAGAGAGAAGAAGAUGAAAUUCUGGCUUAGGCAGGUAUCCCAUCCAGGAUUAUAAAGGUUGGAAAUUUCUUAAAUGUUGCUAUGGCAAUAAAUCUAAAUAAAAAUGAAUGGAAUGAAAUGCGAGAAGAUUUAAUUGAAGGUUUUUCAUAAUGUGGUCAUAUAGAAGAUGAUUUCUUUGUUAAACCUUAUUAAGCAGGUCUUGGAGGUAAUUGUGUAAAUUAACCUCUUUAGCCGAAGCAGGUUCUCUUUUUCUAGUUUAUACAACGAUUGAAGAUGCUUAACGCACUGUUAUUUCGAUGUAUGGUAGAACAUAUAAUUAGAGAGGACUUAAAAUUAUAUUUAUAAAUGAAUAAACUUAUAUUAGAAGUUAUAUACCAUUAAAAUUAAAAUAACAACCUGAGACUGAAGAAGCACAAAUAAAUUAAGAAAAUGACAAUUAUGAUAAUGAACAUUUUGAAGAUUAGGAAGACUAUUUAGACUAAAUGGAUAAUGGACUUUUAGAGAAUAAUAAUAAUAAAGAUAAUUGA
This is a messenger RNA of Paramecium pentaurelia, 1547 nucleotides long. NCBI's taxonomy places the organism in Eukaryota, Ciliophora, Oligohymenophorea, Peniculida, Parameciidae. The record is from the annotation of a GenBank genome assembly.